AAUAAUUGGAAAAUAAUUGGUAGUCUCUUACCCCAGGAUGGCCUAUAUGAAAUCAUCACAUUGUGUUAUUUAAACAGUCACAAUGGCAGACGCGCUAGAAUUUUGCGUGAAAUGGGGUGGAAAAGAAUAUAAGUUAACUGCACUGACAGCGCAACAAACAGUUUCAGACAUGAAAAAAUUGAUACAAGAUGAAACAGGUGUCCGCCCGGAAAGGCAAAAAUUGCUUGGCUUGAAGUUCAAAGGAAAAGUACCAGAUGAUUCUGUUGUACUGGGUGACCUUAAACUGAAGCCAGGAACCAAGAUUAUGAUGAUGGGAACAAGGGAGGAAGAAAUAACAAAGAUAGUAGAGCCACCACCAGAUUUACCAGAGGUUGUGAAUGACUUUGAUAUAGAAGAGGAAGAAAUAGCAAUAGAGAAUAGGGAGGAAUUUUUACAGAAAAUAGAGAAGAGGGUGAAGGAUUAUAAGAUAGAUAUUAUAACAGAACCAAGAAAAGGAAAAAAACUACUUGUGCUUGAUAUUGAUUACACACUUUUUGAUCACAGAUCUGUGGCAGAGACAGCCAAUGAACUUAUUCGACCAUUCCUGCAUGAGUUUCUUACCUCAUCAUAUGAAGACUAUGAUAUUGUUAUCUGGUCUGCUACUGGUAUGAAGUGGAUUGAAGUUAAGAUGAAAGAACUAGGUGUCACAUCACAUACUGAAUAUAGAAUCUGUUUUAUGAUUGACAGUGGGGCUAUGAUUAGUGUACAUACACCAAAGUAUGGAGUUAUAGAGGUUAAACCACUAGGUGUAAUAUGGGGAAAAUAUCCGCAGUGGGGACCACACAACACAAUUAUGUUUGAUGAUAUCAGAAGAAAUUUUAUCAUGAAUCCACAAACUGGCUUAAAGAUUCGUCCAUUUAGACAAGCUCAUUUCAGCCGAGAAAAGGAUAGAGAAUUGUUAAAAUUGGCAAAAUACUUGAAAGAUAUUGCAGCAGUAGAUGAUUUUACAGUACUGAAUCAUAAAAAAUGGGAAAAAUACAGACCAAAGAGGAAACAUACAGAGUCCAAUGUAGAGGAUGAAGUCUCAUCAAAAGGUGUGAAAGACAAAGGUUCUGGCGACAAAACUGGAAGUUGAUAAAUGGUUUAGUUGUAGUAAGCCAGGCCAGUCACUGUUAAGUUGUUUAUGUUUCCAAGUCUUGUCAGUUGAAUAAGCAUUUAUGCAUUGCAUCUGCUGCGUCAGGCACAGACAAAAGCGUUGCCAGUAUGAAGUGUUGCUGACGGAAGUAACCUUUUGAUUCUGGAUCUCUUGUUUUGUGUAUAUUUGUCUUGCAAGCCCAAAUAUUAAGUGCUAAU
Mercenaria mercenaria is the source of this 1332-nucleotide messenger RNA. Its product is annotated as ubiquitin-like domain-containing CTD phosphatase 1. The coding region runs from base 83 to 1114 and encodes 343 amino acids. Gene Ontology annotation, molecular function: protein serine/threonine phosphatase activity; protein binding. The transcript has 10 exons. Gene Ontology annotation, biological process: protein dephosphorylation. Gene Ontology annotation, cellular component: nucleus. The record is from RefSeq and is a predicted model, not a curated record. NCBI's taxonomy places the organism in Eukaryota, Metazoa, Mollusca, Bivalvia, Venerida, Veneridae.